GAAUGGAUAUCAGGUUAUGUAUACGAUCAGUUCGUAGAAAUGUUAAUAAGAACAUACGCUAAGCGGUAAAAGAUUACGCGUAUUGAAUUUCAAUAAAGUUAACGAAAACAACAUCAUAUUAAUUAACAAAAUAUUAAAAAAAAUGAUGAUAAAAUAGAUAAGGAAAUAAUUCGUUAAGAAUGAUUUUGAAGAAAGAUCUAUCGUGAGAACGAUCAAUGAAUGCUUAGUUGGAGUUAUCCGAAAGAUGGUAUACUAAGAGAUCCCCCUCCAAGUAUAUUAUGUGGGGACCCAUCCCUUUGGGUCUCCAGCGCGGUCUCUCUCUCCGGAGAGACGGUUGAAGUUUUCCUCAGUGCCGGUACGUCCGCGUCUCUCGUCUCGCGUCGACACAGUACGAUACGACACGGCACGAUUCGACUUCGAUUCCGCGAUUCGGCGAUUCUCUUUCUCGACGUCUCGACUCGGUUCGGUUGCAUAGGCGUGCGCCAUGGUCUCUUGCGUCCAAUCCGGACACCAGCAUGAGUACCAGCAACACAAGCAGCACCAGCAGUAACAGCGGAACCAGACUUGUCUCGUGCCCAGCUGGAGCCGAACUCACGAAAAACUCGUAGUUCUCUUCUAGUCGCGCGACCGAUACGAAAACCUCCGUUUCGCGUACGUUUUCGCGUCUUUCUCGUUAUCGUUUCCUCCUCCAUCUCCUCCGCUUUAUCUUUAUCCUCUUAUUUCUUCACUUCCCUCUUUCUCUUCCUCUUCCGUCUCUUCCUUCUUCUUCUUCUUUUUCUUCUUUUCCUCCUCAUCGAAUCGUUCUUGUGCCAAGAAACCGCGCACCUACUCGAACCUUUAUCUCUUUCUCUGCUAAAACAGCACUCUUCUCCUCCUCUUCCUUCUUCUCCUCCUCCCCCACCUUCAUCUCCUCCUCCUACAUUUCGUAGCCGGUCGAGAUAGUCGUUCGAGAGAAGCCAAGAAAAUCUCGAGGAAAGGACGACGUCCUUUCGUUCUCCCUACGAACGAAAUAAGAUACCGAGAGAAAGAAAGAGAGAGAAAGAGAGAGAAAGAGUGAGAGGGAGAGGGAGAGGAAAAGAAACAGAAAGAAAGAAAGAAAGAAAAAAGAAAGAAGGAGUGAGACGGUGAGUUUUGGAACAGCAUCAUGACCGAUCGAGGGUAAGGGGGAUCGAGUGGCUCAAGGUCGAUAAAAGGAUCGAGACGCCGACUUUACUUCGUUUCAAAGACCUCCCCGAGUUCUGCUUUCUCGUGGGUGUAUUCUACUUCGAAGAAAUCAGUCUACAAGAGGUUACUUUUCCUCUGUGAAUAUUUUUCAAGUGAAUCCAUUUCGCAAUAAAUCGUAAUCGUGUGAAAAAAGUUUUUUUUAUGAUAACAAAGAAGAUAUUCGUAAAUGUAAUUAAUUGCCUGGUAUUGUGAUCCUUCAAAAUGAAUCGUUUUGGAUCCAACAAUUCGAGAGAUCGCAUUACGUAUCAUUCGUAACGAGGACGUCGAAACGAAGAUACGAAGAAAGAGAUAGAUAGAGAGAGAGAGAGAGAGAGAGAGAGAGAGGAGAAGAUAAAAAGAAAAAGAGAUUUCGUUCCGUUGUUAUAAGAUUUAUCUUUGAGAAAUCGAUCGAGUCGAUCUAUUAUUUAUCAUUAUCAAUUCCUCAAAUUGUUUAAAUACGUUUGCGUCUCUUUCAUAUAGAUUAUCAUUAGAAUCGAUCGUGGAAAGAAAAUAAUAUAAAACAAAGAAGAAAAGGAGAAAAAAAUAAUAAAAUAAUAAACUUAUAAAACGAAUUUUAGAAAAGGAAAUCUAAUCGAAAGAAAAUAAAAAAAAUAGAAAAGAAAAUAAACAAAAACAAAAAGAAAAAAAAUAAACGAAAUACGAACGAGAACCCGAAGACACACGAGUUCGCAUGGAAAUUAACGUCGUGGGAGUAGGCCUCAUUUCUUGGACGAAUCCCGCGGAAAUUUGUCGCGAAAAAAGGUGAGGGAAGGAUGAAGAAUGCCCCGCGUCGGCGGAGACGGGGGUGGCGGGAACGAGAAGACAGGAGCCAGUGGCUUUGGAGGAUGGUUGGGAGGAGCUGCGAGAGCUGUGACCGGAGGAGGCGUCGCUGGUGGAUACGUCGUACUGGGUGGCACCAGAUAUGGUCUGAGACUCUCACAGGAAAGUCUACCACCCGCGAGCUCGAGGGAGGAAUCAGCGGAGAGAAGACGGAAGAGAAAUUCGCGAGAAAGCGAGUCGAGAGAACGGCUGACGGAGAAAUUGGCGGAAAAGUCGUCGAUCGAUCUGGCGUCGAGUAUAGUCGAGUGUUGUUGCAUCGGUCCACGUUCUCGGUUGCCUCUGCCGAGGAUCCCAACGACGACGACUACGGUGACGGCGGCAGCGACGUCGCUGCCGCCGUCGUCGUCGUCUUCAUCGGUAGCAAUGGCAUCGACGGUUGGCAGCAUUGUAGGAGUCGGAGGUGGAGGUGGAAAUGGAGGAGAAAGAGACGUUGACGGAGUUUUGCCGCCUCCUCCACCACCUCUACCACCUUCACCAGCAACGGUAGUAGUAGCGGCGGCACAAGCACAGCCAUCAUCUUCGUCGUCUUCGUCUCUUCCUCCCACGUUUUCGAAGAGUCGUGCUACUACUGCUGGCGUGGAACAGCCGGUGGAUGCGAAGCUGGCGGCUGCUCGGCCGACGCCAAACUCUAAUAAUAACCGCGGGAUGCUGCAAAGCACCACGGUGGGGAACGAGCAGCACCACCGCCAACAGCAGCACCAGCACCAGCAGCAGCACAAUCAACACCACCAGCCACAAUCAUCCGCGAUCCCAUCGCCGUUGCAGCCGGUAUCUUCCGUCUCUACUUCUUCUUCUUCUUCUUCUUCCUCCUCGACAUCUUCGUCGUUGCACCCGUCGUUCGACUCCUCCUCUUCGCCGAGCCUCCAAACGCAACAUUCGGUUUCCGUGCCGCGUCAACUCGCACAGUGGACCAAGCAUCAGACCCUCAAGCUCCAGGAACCAGCGGUGAUAGCGGUGGACCGAUUGCACAGAUUCCGCUGGAGCGGGGGUGGAGGAGGAAGCGGAAAAAAAUCCUCUUCCGCCCCCCGCAGCGAAAAGGCCGAGCGUCUUCGCGAACUUACGGAAAAACUUAAGGGACCAGCACCUGUCCCACCUCCUAGACGACCUUCCCGUACUCAAGCUUCCUCUCCUCCACCAGGAGGAUGUCAGCCAUCUUUCCAAUCUCAUCAACAGUCGGCUCAAAGUUGCGGUCGAUAUGAUAAUCGUGGGAUCUAUAGAAAUCAUGAAACCGGGCUUCAAAAUCAACAACAGCAUCCAAGGAGUAUUGUUAGAAGUGAAAGCGUUGGCGAGGAACGUCUCACUGGUACAGAUUCGAUGGUCACCGGUAACGAGAGCUGUCGAAAACAACAGCUCGCUCAUGACACUUCGAAAAAGUCCUCGAAGUCGGGCAAGGUGACGGAGAGGAAUAGUGGUGACGUUGGUGACGUUAAAAAUGACGCGAAUCUCGUCAUCGGUGUCUCCGUCGAGGACGCGCCGACAACAAAACAACACUUGAGACAAUACAGUGAUUCAGUGGUAGAUAGUGCUACGAGCGUGGACGAUCUGUGCGAUACCUUGAACGUGUCUUCUGCUGGUACUGGUGGCAACAACAAUAAUGAGGCCGAAGCCAGGGAUGCGGUCAGCAGGUUGGAGUCUCGGGGACCAUUGUUAACUCUUCAAAGAGCUGGUGCUCCACUCAGAAGUGCGUCCUUCGGUCAGGUGGAUUUCAAUCAAGGGAAUCGUCAAAAGACUCAGCCGGUGGCAACGAGUGCUCGCACGGAAAACAAAGAUGUCCGUGCCAGUACUUUGCCUCGUCGACGAGGAGAUGCGAUACCAGGCGUCUCAACGUCUCAAAACAGCCCGAAUCGGCAAAGUCCAAGGACGUCGACGCCGAGCGUCGAUAGUGCCGUUGGUUCGGCCGAAGGACUCGGUGUACCUCACCAAAGCAAUCUCGAAGAAAUCCGACCUAGAAGUGAUGGUUCCGACAGUUUGGCAACAUCCAGUGCUCUUACCAGCCCGGAACCACCGGUACCGGAAAAUCAUGAGCAACAGCCGAGGUUGGAAACGGAUGCUUCACCGACCGAGGUGAUACCUUCAGAACCGAUUUAUCAAGUCGUCGAUAGCACUCCGAUCGAUGAGAUCGUUCAAAAAGAGAGCAGAAUAGAGCCACACGAGGUAAUCGUGACUCCACCGUUGGAGGAACCAAGACUCAGUCAAGCUAGCGAGGGCAGCGAGGCACCUAGCGAGACACCUUCGGAAGCAUCCUCUCCUUCUGGUAAGACCAGACGUUAUCGUGGUGAUACUAGCAAGAGAAGAAAGGGUGUGUACAUAACGCAAUGGCCAGAACCUUUGGACGCUGAUAGAAACAAACUUACUGCUCAGAGCAGCGAGGAAAGAGAUGAUCCACCUGCGACACCAAGCGAUUUGUCCGAUUGCGAAGGUCACGCUCCACGAAGGUACAGCAAGAGACCACUUCGUGGUCCUUACGGUCAAAUGCUUGAAGCUGAAAUGGCGAAACCUCGUGCAACGGAUAUAUCUCUGGAAGAAGGUCUCAGACCUAGACGCAAAAUCUCCGCUAAUCUUUCUUACAAUACCGGCGCUAAUAGUAGCUCCGAACCACCUACACCUUGUCAUCAUAGGACUACCUCUAGCCCAAGUAAAUUAGAAGGAUUACCUGGACCAAGUCCGGAAUUACUCGCUGAACUUUUGAGAGGAUCUUCGGAGAGAGUAGCUCGUGCACCUGCUCAUCGAAAUGAUACGAGAACUCAUGUCGUCGUUGAGCUUUACGAUACCGAACGUUCGUACGUGGAAGCUUUGCAAAUACUAGUCAAUAAAUAUCUGCAGCCUUUGAAAAGUCCCGAGAAUGCCGGCUUGGUGGACGCCGCUACGGUGGAUGAGAUAUUUUAUCAGGUCCCAGCGAUUCUUAGCCAUCAUGAAAUUUUUCUCGAAGAGUUACGAAAACGUCUCGACACUUGGGAAGUAAAGCAGACUAUAGGCGACGUUUUCUUGGAUGUAUUUACAAAGCCAGUAGUUCUAGAGACUUACACUCUCUUCUUGGACAAUUGGAAGUCCGCGAAGAAGGCGAUAAAAACAACGUGUCAAGGGAAACCAGCAUUCGCACGAUUUCUCGAGACGAUGGAACGUGAACACAAAGGCAAGCUUGGUCUUGAUCAACUGCUGAUUAAACCGGUGCAGAAGAUUCCGCGUUACGAGCUUCUCAUUCAGAGACUUCUCAAACACACUGAUUCGACGCAUCCCGAUUAUGAGUUCCUGCAGACAGCACAAAAGGAAGUGCAUGAAUUGGUUGUGAAGAUCAAUUGCACGGAGCGUGAGUCUCUUGAAUGGGAACAGCAACAAAGUACUUUAAGAGAGGUUCAAGCCCUCGUCGAAGGUCUUGCUGGGAUCGUUACGAAUGAUAGAGCAUUCGUUCGUCACGAUUUGGUUACCAUAGCAUCGAACCAAGGCACACGGAAGGAACGAGCUCUCUUUUUGUUCUCCGACCUAUUGGUUAUUACCAGUAUCAAACGACGAAGUGGUACGAUAAGGAAACCAUCUACGAGCUCUUGCCCGAACAGCUUGGUCAGUCUUCUUGAAGCUAACAAGUACAAAAUGUUGAUGAGAAUACCAUUGGAUGAUCUCGAAGUGAUGAAAGCCAAGGACGAGAAUCUCAGACGAAUGGCACGCGAGGUUGAUCACCUACGAGAGGAUUGUGCCACAUUGAGUCAACUUCAAGAACUCGCAGCUACGAUACAUGGAAGUAAGGCACAACUCGAGGAUCUGAUCAAGGAUAUGCUGUGUCAAGCGCAACGGCAGUUAGCCGAAAGAAACGCUGCUCAUUCUCAGUUAGCUUGUCUGGAAUUAACUCUAAACACGCAAUCGGGUAUCGAGAAUAUCUCCGUUGUCUUUACAAAGCCCGAUAAGAGAGCGAGCUGGGAAGAGAGUUUCAACGAAGCCAAACAAAAGUUGGCAUUGUCUGCCGAUCGAAGACUAUGUCCAGAAUUCGUCGGUCCUUUACCCAUUAGAAAGACACGAGCUGGUCUUCAAUUUACUUGCGCUGCACCUACCUUAUCAAAUGGACAAGAAUCUCGUGAUGUGUGGGUUUGCAACAGCGACGGAUACGUUGGUCAGGUUUGCGUACUGAGUUUGAACCCGGAACCACCCCAAGUUACAUCUUGUAAUGGAGUUUGCAAUGCUAGAAUCCUUUGCGUUGCUGGGAUACCUGCUUGUACUCCUGGUUCGAACUCUUUGGCAUCCAACAGUAAUACGUUUGUGAACAGUAAAAGCGGCAUCAGUAUUUCCGUGCAAGAUGUCGACUCCGGUAGUGGUAAUAUUCAAUUAGACAGCAGCUCGAGCUCCGACGAGUCGGACUCGGACGACAUUCCAAAUGCGGAUACUUGUAGCGUGACCUUGAGCGGUGAUGUCUCUAAUAUCGAUAACGCUAUUGCCAUUGAAGAGGAUGCCAAUCAACCUACCAUGUGGUUAGGGACGGAAGAUGGUUGCAUUCACGUUUAUAAUUGUAACGACAAUAUUAGAAUAAAAAAGAACAAGGUGAAGAUUCAACAUGGUAGUAGCGUGCACUGUAUCAUAUACUUGGACAAUAAAGUAUUCGUGUCACUUGCCAAUGGUGAUAUAGCUGUAUAUACACGAGAUCAUAUAGGAGGUUGGAAUACUCCAGAUCCAACGAUAGUGUCCGUAGGUACCGCAGCAUCUCCAGUAACGAAGAUGCUUCCGGUAUCUGGCAAACUGUGGUGCGGUUGCCAUAACUCCGUGAAAGUUCUCAACACGCGUACCUUGGACAUCGAGCACAGCUUCGUGGUCAGCAGUGACACAAGUCGAGCGGUCACUUGUAUGGCAAACUCUGGUGGUUUUGGUGUUUGGAUUUCUUUGCACAACAGUGCCGUACUUCGUCUUUUCCAUGCUGGUAGUUAUGAAUGCUUGACAGAUAUAAAUAUCGCUCCGGCCGUUACCAAGAUGCUUGCUACAGGUUGCGAUGACAUAAUAAGACAACAUAAAGCAGCCUGUCUCAGAGUAACCGCUUUAUUGGCUUGCAAUGAAUUAUUAUGGAUCGGUACAAGUGCUGGUGUACUUUUAACCGUACCAAUACCUCACAUCAAGCCAUCCACGCAAAGAAUAUCUCAACCUCCCGUCGUAACUGGAAUACCUCACGGACAUACGGGACACGUGCGGUUUCUAACAUGCGUGGAAACCAGUACAUCAUCAAAACCAGAACCACGACCAAAGGUGAAUCGAUACUCGUUGAAAUCGAAGAAAGUGCAUCAGAAUAAUAUCAAUCGCGGUAAGCUCUUGGUGAUAUCCGGUGGCGAUGGUUACGAGGAUUUCAGAGGGCCCCAAGCGUCUGCAGAAUUACAGGCAGGUCGCGAGGAUUCAACGAAUCAUCUUCUUUUGUGGAAGGUGUGAUGCAUUUCUGCACGACCCAAGCGGAGGGUCGCGGUUCACGAUAGCCGGCACGACACGCCGUGGGAAUCGUUGUUGUCGAGCGUGCAGCCAAUAUGCGAACACCGUCACGCUGUAUCGAUCUUGGUUAACACGGACGGAUCGGCACGACGAUUUUUCAGGGAACGAGGAAAGGUUCUCUGGUUACUCCUGGCGGAGUGGAUCAGAACCAGGAUAAAUAAGUUCCGUUAUCUACAGAACGAAGUAAAAUUCGUAUUACAGGAUGGUAAAAAUCUUACUUAAGGAUUUUUGGUCGAGAGAAUAAUAGCUUUCUUGAGUUUCGUCCUCGAUCGAAACGAGAUUUUCUUCUUUUUGUUUUUUUGUUUUUUUUUUCGUUCGAGGGAAGAUCACUCGCCGUUGAAUUUGUGCAGUAAAUUAGGUUGGAGGGAUUUAGUGAGAAUGAUCUGCGAUUUUUAAGACGUUUAUAAGUCUGGAGACGCUUGAGAUUUCUUUUAUUGCGGAGUCGUUUCUUACUCGUUCGAAUUUUUACGGUGAAGUUUAGCCCACAUUUUGCAAAAUAAAACGAUGAAAAACGAUCAGUCAUCGUCAUUGGUGUUGGUAGCACUUUGUCUAAAAAAUGAUUAAAGCUCUAUGGGCUAUUCUAAUCUAUUAUUCGAGCAUCAAUCUUGUAUUAUCGUCGGAGCUGGAAUUAAUAGGAAGGAGGAAAAUACAAAUUUCAUAACGUGUCAAUAUCUUGUCGCAAUAGAAACGAUGACAAUUAAUGUGUGGUACCUGAAAAGGCUUCGAAAACGAGCUUAUAACGUUUUAAAUGGCCUAAAUUAAACGAUGAGGUUCAAAGGUUCAUCAUUUCUUACAAAUGUUAAAAUAUUGACAAAAUUUUAUCGUUGUCCUUUGAUGACACAACAAAAUCCAAAUGUACCUCAUUAUUCAUUUUGAAUGUUUAAAUGAUGUAAAUUAAUGUGUCCGUCUAUCCCGUGAAAGGACCCUAUGUAAUAAUAAUUUUCAAUUGAAGAUGUAUCACGUCGUGUGUGUGUGUGCGUGUGUGUGUGCGUGCGUGAAUGUAGACAUUGAAUAUUAUCCAUAUCAAAAAAAGAGUGCAAAUUAUUGAAACGAAGUCGUCCCUAUGUUAUGAUUGACUCUCUUGUGGUUCCUAUGCUUACGUGCGCAUUAUCAGUUAACGCGGAAGUAUGUUUGACAAUAAUUUAUUAUGAACAACUUUUUAAAAAUUACUUCACACUUGACCAAUAAAAAUGGUUUGUCAUCGAAAUGCUGAUAUGAAUAUUGGGAGGAAGCCUGUAAAAAAUUAUUUUUUUUAUUAUGAAAUAGAUGCUCGACAUGAUAUCGAUGCUUAAAUAUAAAUAAGUAUAUGUUCAAGUGUGAAGGAAAGCAAAAAAACCAGGUAAUUGUAAUUUUGCUAAUUUAAGACUGAAUGAAAGCUACAUAUAACGAUAUAUACAAAGUUAUAUCUGUUAUUCUUCGAUCGUAUAUUUGUGCCACUUUAUUGUGUGAACGAAUAAAACAUUAAUCGAAUAUCUUUAAUCAAAUUUACUGUAUGUACACGUUUUCGAACAAUAUUUUCUCUUAGAUUGAAUGAUACGAAAAAUAUUUAUAGGAAACAUGAGGAAAUACAUAUGCACUCUAAUUUCAAAUUUACUUAUAUAAUACCUGGUGUAAUUAAAAAGAAAAAAGAAAAGAAAAAAACGAUUAUACGUUAUACAUUUUUACAAGUAACAUAAAAGAACCUACAUCAAAACUGGACUUCAAGUAAUAUACAUAUAGACGAAGGAUAAGAGCUUAAGCUUUUCGUGGAAAUAAUCUAUUUUUUGAAAGAGAAAAUUGAACAAAAGUAAAAAAAAAAGAUAAAAGAUAAAAAAA
This is a messenger RNA of Vespa mandarinia (Asian giant hornet), 9312 nucleotides long. RefSeq names its product rho guanine nucleotide exchange factor 17. Lineage: Eukaryota; Metazoa; Arthropoda; Insecta; Hymenoptera; Vespidae. The record is from RefSeq and is a predicted model, not a curated record. Gene Ontology annotation, biological process: actin cytoskeleton organization. Gene Ontology annotation, molecular function: guanyl-nucleotide exchange factor activity; protein binding.